Messenger RNA from Brassica rapa (field mustard), 1130 nucleotides. Its product is annotated as haloacid dehalogenase-like hydrolase domain-containing protein Sgpp. The record is from RefSeq and is a predicted model, not a curated record. NCBI's taxonomy places the organism in Eukaryota, Viridiplantae, Streptophyta, Magnoliopsida, Brassicales, Brassicaceae.
CCGCGAAUCGUCCCCUGGCGGAACAUUAAAGAUCCCAUUUCUCCUCUUCAUCACUCUUGCUUUUUUUUUUCAUCGUCUCUCAAAAACCACUCCUUUCUUCUAGACUAGAUUCGUUUUUCUUUCUCAGUUCCAUCACAAUGAAUGGCUUCUCUGAUCUUAACUCUCCCGUGAGCAAACCUUCUCUCUCACAUCUUGCUCCUUUAGAAGCCAUUCUCUUUGAUGUUGAUGGAACUCUCUGUGACUCUGAUCCCAUCCACCUUAUUGCCUUCCAAGAACUCCUCCAACAGAUUGGUUUUAAUAAUGGUGUACCAAUCGACGAGAAGUUCUUUAUUGAGAACAUUGGUGGAAAACACAACUCUGAGAUUGCUCUUGCUCUCUUCCCUAAUGAUGUUACAAGAGGGUUAGAGUUCUGUGAGGAAAAGGAAGCUCUUUACCGCAAACUUGUAGCAGAGAAGAUAAAGCCACUUGACGGGCUUAUAAAACUAACCAAAUGGAUAGAGGAACGUGGACUGAAGCGAGCUGCUGUGACGAACGCUCCGAAAGAAAACGCAGAGCUCAUGAUAUCCAAACUUGGUCUUACUGAUUUCUUCCAGGCAGUGAUUCUUGGGUCUGAAUGUGAGUAUCCCAAGCCACACCCGGGGCCGUACUUGAAGGCUCUUGAAGUGCUUAACGUGUCGAAGGAGCAUACGUUAGUUUUCGAGGACUCAGUCUCUGGGAUCAAAGCUGGAGUUGCAGCUGGAAUGCCUGUGGUUGGACUUACUACAGGUAAUCCAGCAAGCAUGCUGAUGCAAGCAAAACCGGCUUUUCUCAUUGAGAACUAUGCUGAUCCAAAACUGUGGGCUGUGUUGGAAGAACUUGAUAACAAGGGGAUUUUUCAAAAGUCUUGAGAUGUGAGUGAGUGACUUGAGCCUAUGAGCAGCCUCUGAAGUUCUACUUUUUUAUCUUCGUUGAUUAUUGUUGAAUAUUCUUUUGGGAAUAUAUGACAAACAAUGGGAGCUUUCAAAUAAGUGAAGAUGUGUGAACAUGUUUUCUAUGUUUAUAUUUUAGUACUAAGAAAGUGUAGAAGUGUGACAUUCUAAGGUCUUAUCUGAUCCAAAAUAAAUAAAAACUAAGUGAUGAAUGAUGAUGCA